GUUUUUGUGAAAAGGGUGAAUUUCAAAUGCAUUAACCACAUGAGGGACGGGUCUGCACAUUUUUCCCCUCGGGGUAUAUAUGUCGCAUGUCUACACUAUAAUGCAAACCCAACGGAUAAGAUAGAAACAAACCACCGUGUGAGUGAGUGAGUAGAAAUGGGUUCGGCGGCAACAAUGGCGAUGACAGUACUCUGUUUCACCAAAUCAAACAAACUCACUUCUACUUUCCGCACUCUCCCACGCCUCACUUGUUCUUCCCUCUCCAAUUCCCCUUUCAAAUUCAACAUCUCUUUCUCUCCCUCCAACCCCAAACCCAAACCCGAUCCCAAACCCGAACCCGAAAACGACGACGACGGUCCCCUCAUGAUCCCAUGGAUUGUUCGCGGCGAAGAUGGUAACUUCAAACUUUCAUCAGAACCUCCUCCUAGCUUUCUCAAAGACAUGGCAAUCGCCAAAACCGGUACCAAAAAAUCGGACAAAAUUCAAACUACUAAAAUCAAGAAGAAGACUGAAAAGGAAACGAAGGUUCAUGCUGUGGCGCAGCCGCAGUAUUCCAAGGCGGCACGGAGAUUCUACAAUGAAAAUUUUAAAGACUCCGGUGGUGAACGUCUCAGCAAGGUUCUCGCCGCUUCCGGAGUUGCGUCGAGGAGAAGCUGUGAAGAGCUUAUUUUUGAAGGAAAAGUUACGGUUAACGGUUCUGUCUGUAAUACGCCUCAGACUAAAGUGGAUCCCUCAAAGGAUAUUAUCUAUGUCAAUGGGAGCCGCCUUCCUAAGAGGCAGCCUCACAAAGUUUAUUUUGCCUUGAACAAGCCAAAAGGGUACAUAUGCUCAUCUGGGGAAAAGGAGUCUAAAUCUGUUAUAAGUCUAUUUGAUGAUUAUUUGAGCCGUUGGGAUAAAAAGCAUGCAGGAGUACCCCCGCCACGGCUAUUUACUGUAGGGCGCCUUGAUGUUGCUACUACUGGGUUACUUAUUGUGACUAAUGAUGGAGAUUUUGCUCAAAAACUUUCACAUCCGUCAUCUAAUUUUUCAAAAGAAUACAUUGCAACAGUUGAUGGUCUUGUUCAUAAGAGGCACUUAAUGGCCAUAAGCGAGGGAACAACAAUUGAGGGUGUCCAUUGUGUACCUGAUAGUGUGGAGUUACUUCCAAAUAUGCCAAAUGCGCAAAGAGCUCGACUUCGUAUUGUGGUUCAUGAUGGAAGAAAGCAUGAAGUUCGCGAACUUGUUAAAAGUGCUGGACUCGAGAUUUAUUCAUUAAAGCGAGUUCGCAUCGGUGGUUUUAGACUUCCACCAGACCUUGGGCUAGGGAAGUACAUUGAGCUAAAUCCAACGAAUCUGAAAGCAUUGGGAGGAAAAGUUAACAAAGUUGAUUCUUAAUUUGUUGGAGCUGUAAAUCUUCCUCAUGCUUAUUCAUAUUUGGACAAUCUGAAGCUAUAUCAUCAAAGAGUUGACCAAUGCUUUUUUGAUUUGAGCUAUUGGAUUCUGAUGCAUGGAGCGUUACUUGGGAAAGUAUUUGGAAUAGCCAGACUUUCUGGAGCGUUUGACAUCAUGGAACAUUGAGGCCCUCGCGAUCAAUCAUGAAACACAGCUACACAGUUUAGAAGAAUUGGGUUAAGAAUUUAAACUAGAUGGGAAGCGGUAUGAGCUUUUCAUAUGAUCAUGCAUAUUAAAUGUAUGUAUGUAAUGUAAAUGGUGAUGAUGUGCCUGUAUAACCUAAUGAUGUUAGUUUAGGUAACUUAUAGUGUAUACAAGAGGUGUAACGUACAUUUUAUUUUUUAAAUAAAAUUGCAGCAAUAAGCAUGCAAUGCAACCAUCAUCACCAUAUCUUCACUCUCUGUACUGAAGCCAAUGACUCUCCACAUAUUUCCUUGACCGUUCCUCCAACAUUGCAUAUGUGAAUAUGCCAGACAUCCAAUCUAAUCCGGUUGUGUGCUCGAGCUGAUUCGAGCCCAGAAAGUUCAUCUUUGUUGUUGACCGGAGAAUUUUGUAAUAGAUGAAACUAAUCUAAAAUUGUUUAAAAGU
Messenger RNA from Trifolium pratense (red clover), 2019 nucleotides. Its product is annotated as putative ribosomal large subunit pseudouridine synthase SVR1, chloroplastic. Gene Ontology annotation, cellular component: chloroplast. The record is from RefSeq and is a predicted model, not a curated record. Lineage: Eukaryota; Viridiplantae; Streptophyta; Magnoliopsida; Fabales; Fabaceae. Gene Ontology annotation, molecular function: RNA binding; pseudouridine synthase activity. Bases 157 to 1374 code for a protein of 405 amino acids. Gene Ontology annotation, biological process: plastid translation; maturation of SSU-rRNA from tetracistronic rRNA transcript (SSU-rRNA, LSU-rRNA, 4.5S-rRNA, 5S-rRNA); pseudouridine synthesis. The transcript has 10 exons.